Molecule: messenger RNA, 531 nt
Organism: Capsella rubella
Lineage: Eukaryota; Viridiplantae; Streptophyta; Magnoliopsida; Brassicales; Brassicaceae
Product: UPF0481 protein At3g47200
Source: RefSeq, a predicted model, not a curated record
AUGAACCCUCCUGAAGAAGCAAAGGGAGAUAAAACUGAUAAAGACGAUGUUACAAUAGAUGUAGUUGUAGAAGAACUUCGAGGAGGAUCUGACCCUAAGCUUCUGAAGAAAUCAGCCGGGAGAGAAAAGUGUUGCAUCUUUAAAAUCCCCGAGAGACUCGAAGAAAACAACAAGAAGGCUUAUGAACCGAGGGUUGUUUCAUUUGGCCCAUACCAUAAUGGAAAACCACAUCUCCAAAUGAUUCAAGAGCACAAACAUCGUUUCCUCGGGUUUUUCAUGGCUGAAGCUAAGAAAAAUGGUGUGGAUGCAAAAGAUCUUAUCGAAGCGGUUUCAAAGUUGGAGGAAGAUAUUAGAGAGUCGUAUUCGGAGAGCCUUUAUGACAAUGCCGGAAUAGUCAGGUACCAUGAGAUUGAGAAUGAUCCUAUAUUCGUAAUGCCAUGGAUUAUACCGGCUAUAGGAGUGACCUACUACUUUUGGAGAAUCAGGUUCCUUACUUCCUUCUUCAAACUUUAUUCGAGAAAUCAAAGAUAG